Molecule: messenger RNA, 1265 nt
Organism: Hipposideros armiger (great roundleaf bat)
Lineage: Eukaryota; Metazoa; Chordata; Mammalia; Chiroptera; Hipposideridae
Gene: CTHRC1
Product: collagen triple helix repeat containing 1
Exons: 4
Coding region: 148-882 (244 amino acids)
Source: RefSeq, a predicted model, not a curated record
GGGAGGGAGGGAGGUGCGCGGGUGAAAGGCGCAUUGAUGCAGCCUGCGCCCGCCUCGAAGAGCGGCGGGAACAGACUCUGAUCACGUCCGGGCUCCGGGUCUACUCGUCCAGCUCCUGCUCCGCGCGUCUCGGGGCCGCCGCGCGCCAUGCGCCCUCAGAGCCCCGCCGCAGCCUCGGCUCAGCGGCUCCUCGGCCUCCUGCUGCUUCUGCUGCUGCAGCUGCCGGCGCCGUCGAGCGCCUCUGAGAUCCCCAAGGCGAAGCAAAAGGCGCUGCUCCGGCAGAGGGAGGUGGUCGACCUGUAUAAUGGAAUGUGCUUACAAGGGCCUGCAGGGGUUCCUGGUCGUGAUGGGAACCCUGGGGCCAAUGGUAUUCCUGGGACUCCUGGGAUCCCAGGUCGGGAUGGAUUCAAAGGAGAAAAGGGAGAAUGCCUGAGGGAAACCUUUGAGGAAUCUUGGACACCUAACUACAAGCAGUGCUCAUGGAGUUCGCUGAAUUAUGGCAUAGAUCUUGGAAAAAUUGCGGAGUGUACAUUUACAAAGAUGCGUUCGAACAGUGCUCUAAGAGUUUUGUUCAGCGGCUCACUUCGGUUAAAGUGCAGAAGCGCAUGCUGUCAACGUUGGUAUUUCACAUUCAACGGAGCUGAGUGUUCAGGACCUCUUCCCAUUGAAGCCAUAAUUUAUUUGGACCAAGGAAGCCCUGAACUGAAUUCAACAAUUAAUAUUCAUCGCACUUCUUCUGUGGAAGGACUUUGUGAAGGAAUUGGUGCCGGAUUGGUGGAUGUUGCUAUCUGGGUUGGUACUUGUUCCGAUUACCCCAAAGGAGAUGCCUCUACUGGAUGGAACUCAGUGUCUCGCAUCAUUAUUGAGGAACUACCAAAAUAAAUUCUUUAAUUUUCAUUUUCUACCUCUUUUUUAUUAUACCUUUGAAUGGUUCAUUUUAGUGACAUAUAAUUUUUAGGUAUACAUCUGAAUGAAAAACAAAGUUAAACAAGUUUACAGACCAAAGUGUGAUUUCACACUGUUUUUAAGUCCAGUAUUAUUCAUUUUUCCUUCGAUCAAAGAUGUUCGCAGGAUUUUGUAGUUGCAUAGAAUACUGUCUUCAUAUUCCCAGUCCCUGAACCUAGAAUAUCACUGUGGCCUUUAAUUUUUCCUGUUCUCUUAGUAUAGCACUUUUUAAAAUAUAAAAGCUAACAGUCUUUGUACAAGUUGUAAAUGUUCAAAAUUGUUUUAUAUCUGUGAAAUAAAACUUAUUUCAAACAACUUUA